Molecule: messenger RNA, 828 nt
Organism: Leguminivora glycinivorella
Lineage: Eukaryota; Metazoa; Arthropoda; Insecta; Lepidoptera; Tortricidae
Exons: 5
Coding region: 171-674 (167 amino acids)
Cellular component (GO): membrane
Source: RefSeq, a predicted model, not a curated record
CAAGUUAUUGUAAGGUUGGGCAUGAGUAUCGGCGCGCGAAGACGCACGCGCGUCGCAAACAGUGAGUCAGAGCAGCCAGUCGGUCGCAGCACUCGCUCGGGCAAACGUCCCCGGCAUUUCGCUUGCUUUGUUUUAAUAAUUGUGUCAUACGACAAGAAAAAGGUGGCGCCAUGUCGCACUCGGUGACCAUCACUCGCACCACUACCACCACGAACGGCGGCUCCGCGCUCUUCGUCAACACCGGCUACCUGCGGACGCUGCCCGGCCUACUGAAGCUCGCUGAACUGGCACUUGGAGCGGCGUGCGUUGGCGUUAUUGGAUACUACCACAAUGAAAAAGGUUACGUGCUGCACGCUCCAGAGCUUUUCUUCUUUCUGAUGGCAGUGACGUUCAUGAUCGGCACGUUUUGUCUUCUCACGGCGUGCUUAGUCUCCUUGUCCACAGCUUCUCUAAUAUCAAAGACAAUAUAUGAGGUGAUAUACCACGGUUUGGCUUGUAUCCUGUAUUUGGCAGCCAGUCUCACGUUACUGAUAGAAGUCAAUCGGUACAAAAAUACUUACGGAUACAGAAGCUAUUACGAACCGUAUUUAGCCGCUUCGAUUAUGGGACUUGUCGUGGCUACACUGUAUUUGGUAAGCACGAUUUUCGCGAAUCGUUCGUACCGUGGAAUAUAAGCCAUAAGUACACUCAGGAAGUCAGGAUUUUCAUGUCUAUACAAACACAAUAUCUAGUGUGUUCCACAACUAUUUUACUUUCUAAGAUGCCAUCUUACUGCCUUUGCCAUGAAUGUUAAAGAUAAGGAUAAAUAUAUUAUAUGUAAUAUUGAGA